AUUUUGCCUUUUUUAUUGUUUCAAUAUCCGCAUUUUCAUGGUAUCUCGGUUCAUUUUUUUAUUAUUAUUAUUUCCUUUUCUCUUUGUAUCCCUGGAUAUUAAAAAAACGGCUCCCUGAAUAUUAUUUAUUGCAUUUGCAAAAAAAAAAACAAAAAAAAAUUUAAAGAAUUCUCUCUUUUCUCUCUUUUUUUUUUAUCUCUCUAUUGUAUAAGCUAAAAAAAUAAUGACAAGCUUUCAUCAUCAGAGCGGACUGAAACGCCAAAAGAAAUUAGCAGAAGAAAUCAAGCCCAAAAGAAAGAGAAUCUCGCCUGAACAGUUUUGUCUAUUGACGCAACUAUUUCAACAAACAGAUACACCCAGUCAUGAAUUACGAGAACGUCUUGCCACCAAGUUGGAAAUGACGAAUCGUGAAGUUCAGGUGUGGUUUCAGAAUCGCCGAGCUAAAGUCAACCGUGCUCGUCUCCAGGAACAAGAGAAAAAGGUCAAAUUUAACUAUUGGUCAUCUAGUAGUAGUUCAUCCUUGUCGUCCGCUUGUACGUCGCCAUUGCCACAUGAUCUCGUAUUUCAUCCGGAUGUUACACCCAUUGAUAUUUUGGCCACGGCAGCUGCCUAUGUCCAACAAUGGGAUGAACAAGAAAAAAAGAAAAGGCAGGAAACUAAACGCUGGAGACCUUGGCUCUAAAAGAAAAACGAUGAGUAGAUACCCCCCUCCCUCCCUCCCUAGCAACCAUCCAGGUAACCUAGCAACGAGGUAACCAGGCAAUCAGGCAACCAACCAUUGUGUAUAUAACAAACCUCCUUUUUCCUCUAAAUAUAUAUAAUGGUGCAUUUUUUACAGCAUUCUCUCUUCUUUUUUUUUUUUUAUACCCCACUUCAAAUAAACUUGAUGUCAUUUUAAUUCAAA
This is a messenger RNA of Mucor mucedo, 904 nucleotides long. Its product is annotated as homeobox domain-containing protein. Gene Ontology annotation, molecular function: RNA polymerase II cis-regulatory region sequence-specific DNA binding; DNA-binding transcription factor activity, RNA polymerase II-specific. The coding region runs from base 224 to 682 and encodes 152 amino acids. Gene Ontology annotation, biological process: cell differentiation; regulation of transcription by RNA polymerase II. The transcript is spliced from 3 exons. Lineage: Eukaryota; Fungi; Mucoromycota; Mucoromycetes; Mucorales; Mucoraceae. The record is from RefSeq and is a predicted model, not a curated record.